Molecule: messenger RNA, 8331 nt
Organism: Tinamus guttatus (white-throated tinamou)
Lineage: Eukaryota; Metazoa; Chordata; Aves; Tinamiformes; Tinamidae
Source: RefSeq, a predicted model, not a curated record
AUGGCGGGGCGCUCGGUGCUCUCAGCUGCACGGGGCAUCGUCAAUAUUCGCUUCAGGACGCCGUUUCUUACCUUUUCGGAACGUUUAAGCAAUGUUAACAUCGAUAUUAUUCAUCGGAUUGACAGAACUGGAAGCUACGCUGAGGAGGUUGAAACCUACUUCUUUGAAGCACUACAGAAAUGGAGGGAAUUGAACCUCACUCAGCAUUUUGUGCAAUUCUACAAAGAAGUAGCCAACAAAUGCCAGUCCUUCAACCAACUGGUUUAUUACCAGAGUGCCAUCGUGCAGAGCUUGAAAAUACAUUUGCAAGUCAAAGGGAGUCUUGCCUACCAACCCCUGCUAGACCUAGUGGUGCAACUGGCUCGAGAUCUCCAGGCUGACUUCUAUCCUCACUUUCAUGACUUUUUCCUGGCCAUCACCAACUUACUGGAUACACAGGACACAGAACUGCUGGAAUGGGCUUUUACUUCCCUUUCCUAUCUCUACAAAUACUUGUGGAGAUUGAUGGUGAAGGACAUACGUAACAUAUACAGUCUGUAUAGUACCCUGCUGGCUCACCACAAACUUCAUAUCAGAAACUUUGCUGCUGAAAGUUUUGUCUUUCUAAUGAGAAAGGUUUCUGAUAAAAAUGCUCUCUUCAAUUUCAUGUUCCUCGACUUGGGGGAGCACCCAGAGAAAGUGGAAGGUGUGGGACAGCUCCUUUUCGAGAUGUGCAAGGGCGUUCGAAACAUGUUCCACUCUUGUGCGGAAACGGCUAUGAAAUUAAUUCUGUCAAAGCUGGGCCCUGUUACUGAAGCAGAAAUUGAACUACCCUGGGUGGCUGUUGGAGAAGCGUUUGAGCAGAUGAUCAAAUCGGCUGCAGUGCAUAUCCAUAGGGAACAUUUUGACAUUGCCUUCAAGUGCCUGGAGGAGUCACUCUUAGACUUGCAGGGAAAAAUAACUAAGGGUAACUGCCAUGUGACUUCAGAGCAGAUGGAAAGGAUUCUGCAAGCCUAUCUGAUCCUAGUGGAAUAUGCAAAUGGAUCCAAAAUCCCACGGCCUGAGGAAGUCUGUCAGAUUUUAAUAAAAUUGAUACAAACUCCAGAUUUGACGGCAUCUUGCUGCAAAACCCUACUGAACACUAUUUGGCUGCUCUCUGAGAAUAUUUUCUUGCCUGAUACCUUGACCAAGGAAACUAUUGAGAAGGUAUUUGCAAGUGGGUUUGAAUCGCACUUCCUUUUGGACUUCUCUGAGGUGAUGUUCUCAAUGAAGCAAUUUGAGAGGCAUUUUCUUCCGUGCUUUCUAGCGUACAUUGAGCGCUGCUUCACUGGCACAGAUACCCUUGCAAAGGAUGAGGCGAUAGCAGUUCUGGCUAAACUUAUUCUGGCAAAAGCAGAGCCCCCCACCCUUGGCUCCAUGGCGUUUGAGAAGUAUCCUCUCGUUUUCACUGAACCACUGGCCAGCUCUGAUAUAAGACAGCAAACAAGCCAAGGAGGAAGGACACAGGUGCCAGUGUUGGAGCAUGUACUGUCUUUAAUCCAGUUACCAGCAAAUGAAGAUAUUGCUGAUCUUUCUCAGCCUUGGGCUGCCUUGGUUGUACUGCCACAUAUUAGACCUACAGACAAAGAAAAUAUCCUGCUGAGUGUGGCAAGUUUUACGGACUUUCUCUUCACAGCCAUUGACAAAGGAAACCUCUGCAAAGGAAUCCUCUUCGUGACCUGUCAAGCUGUGAGUACUCUCCUUAGUUUGGCAGAGUCUUCUGAAAUACUCCAUUUGUUACCUGUGGAGCGUGUCAAGAAGUUGGUGAUCACUUUCCCUUCAGACCCCUCGGCGUUGCUCUUGGCCGAUCUCUAUUUCACGAGGUUGGCGUUGUGUGGCUGCCGGGAGCCCCUUGCCCAAGGGAACCUGAUGGACCUGUUUGACAAAUUGCACCCUAAUAUUUCCACUGGUGUGUCCAAGGUCCGACUUUUGACUGUCCGGAUUCUAAAUCAUUUUGAGUCUCCAAUUCCUGCACCAGCUGAGGGUGAUUGCACAACAGACCUCCAGUCAGUGUUUGCCAUAUUGCUCCAAGCAGAACUUGUGCCAGCAACAGUGAAUGAUUACAGAGAAAAACUGCUCCAUUUGAGGAAACUAAGGUGUGAUAUAGUGCGGUCUGCAAUACCAAGUGGAUCUUUAGAAGAAGUGCCUCUUCGGUAUUUACUGGGAAUGCUUUAUAUUAACUUCAGUCCUCUCUGGGAUCCUAUAAUUGAACUCAUAACUUCUCAUGCAAAUGAAAUGGAGAAUAAACAGUUCUGGAAGGUCUUCUAUGAACAUUUGGAGAGGGCUGCUGUCUGUGCCGAAAUGGAGCUGCAAAAUGAACUAGAUGAGGAGGAAAGAAGCACUACUGAAAUGGAAAAGGAGAAGAUACCAGAAGGAGAAGUGGGGACUGUGUUCCUGGAGCAGCUGCAGGUUCGGACAGACUGCAGUGAGCGGCUGGACCACACAAAUUUCCGGUUUCUACUUUGGAAAGCACUGGCCAAGUUUCCAGACAGGGUGGAACCAAGGUCAAGGGAACUUUCCCCACUACUUUUGAGAUUUAUUAGAAAUGAGUACUACCCAGCUGAUUCAUUAGUGGCUCCAACUCAGGAUCUCAGAAAGAAAAAUAGCAGUGCAGUAGGAGCAAAAGAAAUUCCCAGUGAAGAAGUGAAUGAUGUUAUUAUGGAGGAGGAAGAAGAAAAGGAAGAAGGGGAACCAAUCGCUGUAGGGUUACCAAAAAAGAAAACUAGAAGAGCUGCUGCCAAGCAGCUAAUAGCCCACUUGCAGGUUUUCUCCAAAUUUUCAAAUCCCCGUGCCUUGUACCUGGAGCAGAAGUUAAAUGCAUUAUACACCCAGUUACUCUCCCACCAAGAUCAGAGCGUGCAAAGAAUUGCCCUUGAUUGCAUUAUGACAUACAAGCAUCCUCAUCUACUGCCCUACAGGGAGAACUUGCAAAGGCUACUGGAGGACAAGACUUUUAAAGAAGAAAUAGUCCAUUUCAGCAUUUCUGAGGAGAAUGCAGUAGUAAAAAUGGAGCAUCGACCAGCUCUCAUCCCUGUUCUUAUGAGAAUUCUCUAUGGCAGGAUGAGAAAUAAAACAGGAAGCAAAACACAGGGCAAGUCUGCUGCGAGCGUCCGCAUGGCCAUCGUGCUGCGAUUCCUUGCCGGCUCCCAGGCGGAAGAGAUCCGGAUGUUCCUGGACCUGCUCUUUGAAGCUGUGAAGCAAUUCAGUGAUGGACCUUGCCAGACCGCGGUGCUCCGGAGUAUGACAGAGCUGGACUUAGCUAAAGUGCUGCCACUUGGUCGCCAGCACAGCCUCUUCAAUGGCCUCGAAGUUGUACUGAAGAACAUGGGACAUUUGAUUAGUCAGUACCUGCCCGAAAUUUUACAGAUUCUGCUCUGUAUGACAGCUGUGAUAGCCUGCAUCCUCCAACAGAGAGAGAAGGUCCAACCCAGGUUGAUUAAUCCUCUGAAGAAUUUGAGACGUCUUGGACUCAAGCUUGUGGUUGACUUUUUUUCUGAUCAUGAGACCUACAGCUUCAGCGUGGAAGAGAUCAAUGCAGUUUUCCAUGCAGUGGUAUGGCCUCAGGUCUGUAGAUUGGCUUCAGAGAGUCAGUAUUCUCCUACUUUUCUGCUCAAACUCAUUCACACCUGGAGUAAGAAUCCCAGAUACUUUCCCCUGCUGGGCAAGCAGAAGCCGGAUCAGCCGGAGUGCGAUGUGCUGUCGAAUGUGUUUGCUGUGCUCUCCGCCAAGAACCUGUCCGAGGCGACAGCCAACCUCGUGAUGGACAUAGCUGAUCACCUGCUCAACAGCCCAGAUUUUGAACCCACGGAGCAGGUCUCCAGUGUGACUGUGACUGACUGUGUUGCUGUGGACACUGGUGACAUGGCAGAAGAGAGCCUCAGCCUGGGUUCCCGCUUGUUUCUGCCUCAUGUUCCUGCCAUACUGCAGUACUUCAGCAAGACAAUGUUAAACAUGGAGAAGGUGAAAAAGAAGAAGUUCAGAGCCCAAGUCAGUAAAGAGCUGAGUAUACUUUCCAAGAUCAGCAAGUUUAUACAAGAAAAGAGUCAGAAUUCAGUACUUGUGAGCCUCCUCCUCCCUUUCCUUCAUCAGAGUAACCUUGACCAGGAUACGGAGAUUGACAUUCUGGAGACGGUGCAGAACUUGUUGAGGCAUUGCUCAAACCCUACAAGCUUUCUCAAACCUCUGGCAAAGCUUUUUUCUGUCAUCCAGAACAAACUGUCUCGACAAAAGUUGUGCUUGGUAUUCCAGACCCUAUCUGAUUUGGACAGCGAAUUGAAAUACAUUACUGAUGUUGUUAAGCUGAAUGCGUUUGAUCAACGGCAUCUCGAUGAUAUCGACUUUGAUGUACGUUUGUCAGCAUUCCAGUCAAUCACAGCCCGUAUCAAAGAAAUGCAAUCAGUGGAUAUCAACUUCCUCAUCACUGUCAUGCACAACUGCUUUUAUACCAUCCAGCUGGGGGAUAUGGCUCUCAGUGACAAUGCAGGCCUGUGCUUGACCACAAUCAUCCACCGCCUGGCCCAAGUUGGCCCCGCAGAAGAUGCCUACAGGGAGUUAAUCCAGCACACACUCCUGGAGUCCCUGCGAAGGGGGCUGAAGAGCAAGACUGAGAGUGUCCAGCAGGACUACACAUCAUUGCUUGCCUGCCUCAUUCAGACAUUCCCAGCAAAUCCUGAAUUCCGCGAUAUGGUCCAGUUGACCAACCUCCAUGAUCCUGACAUGGAUUUCUUUGAGAACAUGAAACACAUCCAGAUCCACAGGAGGGCACGAGCCUUGAGGAGACUGGCUAAGCAGCUCACUGAAAAAAAGACUGUGCUGUCCUCCAAAUCCCUGCAGAACUACAUCAUGCCUUAUGCUACUACUGCCAUUUUUAAUGAAAAGAUGCUUAAGCACGAAAAUAUGGUAACAGCCUCGGUGGAAGUUGUUGGAGCUGUCUGCCGCCACCUCUCCUGGUCAGCCUACUUGUACCACUUAAAGCAUUUCAUCCAUGUCUUGCAAACGGGGCAGAUCAAUCAAAAGUUGGGAGUCAGUUUGUUAGAGACGGUGCUGGAAGCCUUUCACUUUGACCAUGAAACACUUGAAGAGCAGCUUCUGACCGUUGAGCACCAAGGAGCUGCUCCCAUGGAUCUUGAGCCGGUGGCGGAGGGUGAAGAAGCCAUGGAGCUGGAGCAGAGUGACGGGGAAGAGGAGAUGGUUGAGGAAAACAAAGAGGAAAAUCCCCCUGAGGAGCCGGCAGAGCCUGCACCGGUCCUACCUGAGCAGAGCGCUGAGACAUGUGAGGGUGUGAAGCAAGUGACCAAAACGGUUUCAUUCUUACCUCGAAACAAAGAAGAACUGGAGUGUCUGAUCAAACACAUCCAAGAGACAGUUACAUCCAACAUCUUGCCCAAGCUGCACAGGUGUAUUGUUGCAAAGGUUAAAAGAGACGAGGAACACAAGCUUGUGAAAUCCAACGUUGUGAACGACGAUGAGGUGGUUCGUGUGCCUUUAGCAUUUGCCAUGGUCAGGGUGAUGCAGUGCCUUCCCCAAGAAGUGAUGGAAGCCAACCUGCCAAGUCCCCUCUCCGUCCAGCUCCAUGUGCUGACUUUCACUGUGAACCUGUUGCUGAAGGGCCUUACAAGCAAGCUCAGUGCUGGUGAUUUGGAUCCCUGCUUAGAUAUCCUGGUUGAGAUUUUCAACCAGGAGCUGUUUGGGGACGUAGCUGAAGAGAAGGAAGUGAAGGGAAUCGUCUCCAAGGUCAUGGAAGCACGGAAGAGCAAGAGCUACGAAUCCUAUGAAAUUCUCGGCAAGUACAUAGGGAAAGGCCAGGUGACGAAACUUAUCCUGCCACUGAAAGAGCUCCUGGAGGGCACCGCCAGCCUGAAGAAGGUGCGCAAGGUGCACGAGGCCCUGCGCCACGUCAUGGCGGGGCUCAUCCUCAACACAGACAUGAGCCCAGAGUCUCUCCUCCUCCUCAGCCACGGUCUCAUCAGCGAAAACUUGCCCCUGCUCACCGAGAAGGCCAGAAGCAAAGCUGUGCCUCCUCCCGACCCUCGGCUGCAGCCAGCCAGCUGCCUGCUGCUCCAGCCCGCGCCCGUCCGCGGAGGGCCCAGGGCGCCCGUCAGCAGCAGGACGAACACGUCUGUCUUGGUGGAGUCGGGACUUCGGUUGCUACACAUGAGCCUGAAGAGAUCCAAAAUAAAUUCCUCCGAUGAGCAUGUUUUGGAAAUGUUAGAUCCUUUUGUCCAGCUGCUUAUGGACUGCUUGAAGUCCAUGGAUGUCAAGGUGAUAACUGGUGCUCUGCAGUCCUUAGUGUGGGUUUUAAAGUUCCCUUUGCCUUCCAUCAAUACAAAUCUUGAGCCACUGAUCAAGCAGCUCUUCCUCCGGCUGAAAGAAUUUGCCAAGACAGGAAUAGCCAAAGGCCAGAAUUUCCACCUCGUUGUGAACUGUUUCAAAUCGGUAACAAUACUUGUGAAAAAUGCCAAGAGCCACAUAACAGACAAGCAGCUCCAAGUGUUGCUUGGCUUUGCUGAAGAAGACAUUUAUGAUUCAUCACGCCAAGCUACUGCCUUUGGCCUUCUCAAGGCUAUUCUGUCCAGGAAGCUGAUUGUUCCUGAGAUGGAUGAUGUGCUGCACAAGGUUGCCCAGCUGGCCAUCACGGGCCAGAGCGAGCCCGUGCGGGUCCAGUGCAGGCAGAUUUACUUAAAAUAUAUUCUUGAUUAUCCCCUUGGUGACAAGCUGAAGCCUAAUUUGGAGUUCAUGCUCGCACAACUGGAGUAUGAGUAUGAAACCGGAAGGGAGUCGGCGCUGGAGAUGAUCACCUACCUCUUUGACACGUUCCCACAGGAGCUCCUCCACAAAUACUGCGGGCUGUUUUUCCUCUCUCUUUGUAUGAUGAUGGUGAAUGAUGACUCUGCCAAGUGCAAAAAGAUGGCAGCUUUGGCAUGUAAAUCCUUGCUCAGUAAGAUAAGCAUCGAGAAGCAAGAUCUGAUGUUUUCACUGGUCACACAGUGGUUUCACAGCAAGAAGAGCUCCCACCGACGGCUGGCCGCCCAGGCCUGCGGCCUCUUCGUGGAAGUGGAGGGGGUGAUGUUUGAGAGGCGGCUCCAGGCUGUGCUCGCCCUGGUUGAAAAAGAGAUCGACCCUGUUAAAUUCGAAAACAUAACUGAAGAGGAGGAGGAGAAGGCUGCGGACAAGCUGCUGUUCAGCUUUCUCGUGCUGCUAACAAAGCUGAUCACAGAGUGCGGCUUGAUUCAGUUAACCAAGAACAGAGAUGUUGUGAACAGCAUCUGGGGUCAUGUUCAGUCUCACCUGCGGUAUCCUCACAGCUGGGUCUGGCUGACAGCCACUCAGAUUUUUGGUUUGUUGUUUGCAUCUCACAAGCCAGAAGAUCUUGUCAGCAAGUGGAGAGAAGGAAAGGCAGGGAAGAGGAAGAAAGCGUUGGCAGAGCUGCCUAUAUCCACGUUCUUCUUGACAGCUGAGCUGGACAGUAAGAUGAAGGAGCUCGUGUUUGCCUUCUGCCAUCAGCUGCAGUCCAAGUUCCUGGACCAGUCUCUGGGCGAGCAGGUUAUAAAGAACUUGAUUUUUGUGGCCAAAGUUAUCUACUUGCUAGCCCCUGCCUCAGAAGAGGGUGAAGAGGCUGAAGGGGAGCUCAACUGUGACGUGGAAGAGCAGGAGGCCUCUGAAGAUGAGGGUGAGGGAGACCCUUCUGCUCAAGAGGAGGGAGGAGGAGAGGACACAGAAGAGAGAGGCCGGCCAGCCACAUUGCUGUGGGUCAUGAAGAAACUCUCCAUCAUGGCCAAGCGGGAGGCAGCGUAUUCCCCUAAGGUGCCCUUAAAGAGAAUUUGCGUCUUUAAGUUCUUGGGAGCAAUCUCGGUGGAUCUUGGGAAGGACAGAAUCAAGCCCUUCCUUCCAACAAUCCUCACCCCUCUGUACAGGGAGCUGAACAGCACCUAUGCAGAGCAAGAUCCAACACUGAAGAACCUUUCCCAAGAAAUUAUAGAGCUGCUCAAGAAACUGGUUGGACUGGAAGCCUUUUCCGUUGCCUUUUCUUCUGUGCAGAAACAGGCCAAUCAGAAAAGAGCUGUCAGGAAAAAGCAAAGGGCUUUGCAGGCUGUAGCAAAUCCUGACAUUGCUGCAAGAAGGAAGCUGAAGAGACAUAAGAAUAAAGCAGAAACCAAGAAGAGAAAAAUAGAAUUCCUGCGCCCUAGCUACAAGGCUAAGAAAGCUAGAAGUCAUGGACUGAAAGAUUUAGCAAUGGUGGAAUAAAAAGGCUUUCACCUUCUCAAGAAUAAUUUUAUGAAAAGGAACUUCCAGCAUGAGAACUAAUGAUUGUUG